Patella vulgata (common limpet) is the source of this 4882-nucleotide messenger RNA. RefSeq lists its product as uncharacterized. The coding region runs from base 133 to 4434 and encodes 1433 amino acids. The transcript is spliced from 22 exons. Lineage: Eukaryota; Metazoa; Mollusca; Gastropoda; Patellidae. The record is from RefSeq and is a predicted model, not a curated record.
AUAUUUGUCGCCAGGGUAGUGAUGAGUCAGUCGUUAAAAAAAAGUUUUGUUGAUCUUGAAAAAUAUGGAAAUUGAAGUGGAAUAAUAUAACAGGAGCGGGACAUGCAGUAAAUAACGAUUUACUAGAGAUUAAUGAUGGAGGAUACUGUAGAGAUGAACCAAUCGGAAUCCACCAGCAGCAUGGAACAACCAAUCAGCAAUGAAGAUACAAUAAACUCAGAUUUCAAAAUAUCUAAUGAUUCAGAAUCAAGUGAAAAAAUAGAACAGGCCCCGACAACACCAUCAGACUCACAGAAAGCAGAAGAUAAGCGACCUGAAAGUGUUAAAACACAGGAGAGUGGCAUUAGUGGUCGACCGAAGUCUACAAGUAGUGGAGAUCUCAUGUUUGAAGCUAAACGAAAAAAGAAGAAAGCCCCAACUGAUCUUGAUGCUUAUGAUGUGACAUUUGUAGUUACCAUAGCAAUGGCUAUACCUUCUGCUGAAGAAGAAUUGAGUCAAGAGGUUCGAGAUUUGAUGAAGAAAAAGAGACGUGUAUUUGAAGCUCCCCGUGCUCAGAGUUAUUACCAUUUAGAGUAUUAUCUAGUUCCUGAUGAAGAGGAGUUAAUGAAGACAGAUUGUGUCACUUAUGGUGUGGCUGCUAAACUGUAUAUGGAGCGUCAAGAUCCGAGGGUUAUUAAAACAUGGCAGGAAGGCAUGAUCACUUGGGUAGCAUGGGCAAAUAGUCACACUAUCACAAUGACAAAAGAAUUAUUGUUAAAGUUAUUUACCCACACACUGGAGCUUCGUGUUUGGGACACAAAAGAUAAAGUUUCAACUCGAGCUAGAUUUGACCGACCUAAAGCUUUCCGUCUUCCUCAGCCUAAACCAGGUGAAGAUGCUGAUGAUGUAGGUGGUGUUAAACCAACUGUAAUGAAACAGUGUCGUAGUUAUACUCGACUACAACCAAAGAAAGGUCCAGCCAUCCGUCCACUACCAACAACAGUUACCUACGCAAAGUCAGAAACUAGUAUCAAGCGUAGAUAUUUAAAUGAAGGUGCUGUUUCAACUGUACCUGAUGAGGAAAUGCAAGAAGAUUUUGAUCAAACUGAUAGACCUUCACCUGAAAAUAGUAUAGCUAUUCAAAGUGACAAACUACCCAGCCCUCAAAGCCUAAUCCCCACCCCACAAGACAGUGAAAGAGUUUCACCAACCCCGCAUUCUCUUGUUGCUGUCCCAACAGAUACACAGCCACAAGAUGGAAGGACAUUCAGCCGCCUUGGUCACCUAGCUGGUGCUAUGACAAAUAUGUCUACUACUGGAAGAGAACAGAGAUCUCAGAAAUCAAGUCAACAUCAACUUCCUGUAAAUGUAAAAGCUGGGACUGCAUCUCAAACGUCUAAUAUUAGUCGAGGUCGUGGUGGUGGUGAACGGUCUUCAUCUAAUGCAACUAGAAGAGCUCUACCAUCAAGAGAUUCUAAUGGAUCAGCACUACACCAUACACAACUAGAUUCACCUUCCAAACAUAAACGUAAUAAGAAAGCAGAGGCUGCUGCACAUGCAGCGGCUGAAGAAAUUAAAAAGAGUGGUAUCUGUAAUGUUCCUAUACAGAUGUCUCUUUUAUUUUCUGAUAUGAAAAGUGUGACUAGUAGACUACAACAUCCAGUAGCUGGUGUAGAAGAUAUGUUCAUAACUGUGGCCUUAGACAGUCCACUGAUGAGUGAGAAAAUAAAACAUGAAUUAAAUCCAAUGAUUAUAAAAAUACAUUCAGCAUCAGAUAUGCCAAAUACACCGAUGUCAUUUUCUGAGAUGAAAUCCAAGUGUCACCCAGUUUAUUGUAAAUACAAGUUUUAUAAACAACCAGAACAUAUUAGUGUUGGUAAAGAACAUGGUGAAAAUAUUUACUGGGAUGAUACAAAUGUUGUUUUAUUGGGGCAUAUGGAGAAGUCUGAAUUAAGAGAAUAUUUAAAUGGACCAGCACUAGAAGUUGAGAUUCAUGAUAGAGAUAGAAAAUGUGAAGAUGUUAAAUUAAAACCAACUUUAUUUGGAGAUGAUUUAGAAGAUGAAAAGAUUAGUAAUGUUGGUACUGUUUCAAGUAGAAGAACCGUUCACAAUCCAUUUCAUGGAAGAAACAAACCAUGGGACCCUUAUGGUGUAUCUAAAGUUAAUCUCUCAGAAUUAUUACUCGGACAUCGCUAUCUUCAUCUAAAGAUACCUAUACACAACUGUCCACUACCGGACGUAUUAGGUUUAGAAUCCAGUAAAAAUGGUAGAAUCAUGGGAGUAGCAGGAGCUGUUGAUGGACCUGUUGAGAAACCUCUACCUGCUGGUCAUUAUUUAAAACAUAAUGCAAUGUUAAAAGUGAAAAUAGAACUAGCUGUACCUUUAGUUACACCAGAUAAAAUACAAGCAAAAGAAGAUCUAGCGACAACAUUUGAGUGUCCAUUUGGUCGCCUAGUGUAUGUUUUUAAUUAUCAUAAUACAGUCAUGUUAAACAAUUUACAACAGAUGAUAACAGAUCUAAAUGUUGAAGCACUUGAUCUUAAAGGUAUGCCUCAACAUGUUAUGAACGCUGCCUUAUCAACUUAUAAAUUAUCAAUACAACAGCAAGAAAGUCGUGAUUUAGAUAUAAUAACAGGUUUUCAAUUAAUGGAUAGUAAACACCAUAUAUUUGUAUUAGAAGGGUUAAGAGAUAAAGCAUUGAAACUUCUAUGGAACUCUUUACCAAGGGAAGAAAAUUCUGAUACAAAAGUAUUAUAUAAUUCUGAUAUGAGUUUUAGUCAGAGACUGUAUAGAGCAUUAGAUGUGGAUUUAUGUCGCAUUAAGUUACAUGAACCAUUGUCAGUGAUAGUUCAGCAGUCAUUAUUAUAUGUUCGAGACAUGGUGCCAAAACUUUGUUUCCAAUCUCUAGUCAAAUUACACCAGCUAUCUACCAUUGAUAAACUGAGGGAUGCUGUUAGAAAUGAUUUGUUUCCAACAUCUGAGAUGGUUAUAUGUAUGAGUAGAGAAUUUGGUGUUCCAUUUACAGCUGAAGAUUUUGAUGAACUUCGACCUGAAUUUGAGUUAAAGAAGUCACCACCACCAAUGAUUAAAGAACCAUCAAUACUAGGAACAACUAGAAAUUGGACACCUAUUGAUAAUGUUAAUAAAGAAUAUGUAACCAUGUUAGCUGAGAAAGAAGGCCGACAACAAACAGUAGAUUUUAUACAAAAUAAUAAGGCUGCUGUAGAAAAUCAGAGUUAUUUAAAUAGAAGAGUAAGAGAGAGAACACAAGUAUUAACUAUGAGGGCUGAUGUUCAUACAGCACAUAAUUACAGUACACAAACUCUAAAUUCAAUGGAUCUUGGUAAAGAAAAACUCAGGAAAGCUUUAUCAGCGAAUUCAGAUAAAAGAUACACAUAUUGUCAAGAUUACCAUCAUUCUAUGACUGUUGUUCCUGUUAAUGUGGAAGAAUUAAAGAAAGCUAGUGUACAGGAAUCUAAAGCAAGAUGGCUCACACAGAGUGGAUGGAUACAACCUGGUAUGAAGACUAUGUUAGAAAGUAAUGCUCAUCCUAAUGAUAUUGGUGAAGCACGUAAAGAAUCAUUAUGUCAACCAUGGAGAGAAAAUAUUCUUCAUGUGAAUCACCUUCAAUCCACAUUAGAUAGAGACAGAUAUCCCUGGGAUUAUAGACGUUAUGAUAUAGAUCUGUAUCGACGUCCACUACCAUAUUUUAAUCCUAAUGAACCUACAACCAUACAUCUGGCUGGUGAAAAGUUGAGACAAGAAAAAUUACAAGUUCAACAAAAAGAACGAGAAACAUGGAAAUCGAAAAUUGUUGUUGCCGAUACACGUUCAUAUUAUCAUCGCUGUUUGCCAGAAACAGAAUUAUGUAAAUCUGGUUUUAAAUCAAGUAAUCAACUUGAACGUCUAACUGGUCUACUGAAAAAUAAGCCUGAAAAAUACGCUUUGAAACAGCCAGGAUUUGCUGCUAAAAUUAUUCCACCUCUAAAUGUGGUUUUAAAUCCAAGAGUAGAUACAGCAGCUAGAUCAGAAGGACGAGUUUUGGAAUCUGCAAAUCCUGAUGAAUAUAAAGAUUAUAAUAAGGGUUUUAAACCUGGUCCAAUAGAUGAACGGAGAUUGAUACUCGAUAAAAAUGUCAUCCCUGCUUAUGAUUAUAAACAUUCUAAAUUUAUUCAAAUGAAAGGGCAAGAUUUCAAUGUUUAUCACACACAAAGACAAAUUUUGUGGCAGAGGCAUAUUCAAGCAUUAAACGAUCCAGAAAGAGACAACCAUUUAUUUAGGAUCCCAUAUGACCCUGCCAUCCAUGGACCUUUAGAUGUUCCUAUUGAAUUUCAACUAGGUCAAAGGUCACAAACUGAAUCCGAUGUUGUGAAUAGAUCAGGCAUUUUGAAACCCAUGACUUUAAAUAGUGAACAAUUUUCAGUAUCUCAAAAAGCUAUGGAGUCUGUCAGUUGAUGAUCAUGUUGGAAUAUAUAGAAUUUUCUGUCUCGAUGACCGUUCAGAGUAAAAAAAAUCUUUGGCAGCUUUGAUUAUAUUGUAUGUAAGAAAAUUUGUUAAACUAACGAUGUGCCAUUUGCAUGUUUAAUUGGAUGUAAAAAAAAGGCCUACCAAAUAAAUUUUGUGGACAACAAAAUGGCUUGGGUUUAUUACUAUCAAAAUUCGAAGUAGCAUAGAUCGAUGAAAUUUCAAUUCCACAUAUCUUUGUAAAUACUGAAAGAAAUUUAACCAUUUUUGGACUGAUAUCCCUUUAAGAGAUUCCUAUAGCACUAAAAUGGUGCAUCAGGACUUAAAAUAUUCUCCAGAGAGAUACAUCCAGAAUAAGUUUUAAAUAUUAUUUCAUUGGUGUUUUUUAUUGUCUGACCUUAAACUGCCUAUCAGAACUUUUACUUACUUUGUACUUAAA